AUGCAUAAUCCCCGAGGACCAGGGCUGACGUUACUGGGGAGAUGCAUAUCACAAGCACUCGGUUCGGAUAUAUCGUUUACAGCAAUGUCUGAAGAUCAAUCGGCAUUCGAAGCAAGUAAGUGUAUUGUUGCCGAUGAAACAAAGGUUUUUGAAAUACAAAUUGAUCGUCCAGCAACGGGGAUGGGAGCAAAAAUUGGCAAAUUAACAUUGACAACAACUGAAAUGGAAACAGUUUAUGAUUUAGGACAGAAAAUGAUUGAAGCAUUAACAAAAGAAAAAGAAUAG
Molecule: messenger RNA, 285 nt
Organism: Didymodactylos carnosus
Lineage: Eukaryota; Metazoa; Rotifera; Eurotatoria; Philodinida; Philodinidae
Source: the annotation of a GenBank genome assembly